This is a messenger RNA of Nicotiana attenuata, 2406 nucleotides long. Its product is annotated as transcription factor IIIB 90 kDa subunit-like. Gene Ontology annotation, molecular function: RNA polymerase III general transcription initiation factor activity; TBP-class protein binding; RNA polymerase III type 3 promoter sequence-specific DNA binding. The transcript has 20 exons. Gene Ontology annotation, cellular component: transcription preinitiation complex; nucleus; transcription factor TFIIIB complex. Bases 298 to 2061 code for a protein of 587 amino acids. The record is from RefSeq and is a predicted model, not a curated record. NCBI's taxonomy places the organism in Eukaryota, Viridiplantae, Streptophyta, Magnoliopsida, Solanales, Solanaceae. Gene Ontology annotation, biological process: transcription by RNA polymerase III; transcription preinitiation complex assembly; DNA-templated transcription initiation.
UUCCUAUUUCAUUCUUUUAAUUCUUUUCAGUUUAAUUUAAAACAUUUUACUUAAUAUUAUUUUUUCAAGUUCUUUGCUUCGGUUUUUCCUUUUAAAGUGUAAUAAUAUGUGGUUAAUCGGCCGGUGUGUGUAUAUAUGCUGGUUUGAGUUUCGGCGAAACGGGUGCUCUGUUUUUAUUAUUCUCUGAUUUGUGUAUUUUUUAUUUCUGGGUUCGCAUGGUGAUUAGGGGUGGCAAACAGAGCACCCGUUAAAUGGUGCUCACGAGGCUUUACAAAUUCGAUUCAGGUAAUUCUGAACAUGGUAUAUUGCGUAUAUUGUGCAAAGAACAUCAGUCGACCCGACUCUGUGGAUGGCAAAAUAUGUUGUCCCUCAUGUGGAAGAGUUGUUGAUGAAGAAAAUUUUUCAAGUGAGCCCACUUUUGUUAAGAAUGCUGCUGGACAGAGUCAAUUGGCAGGUAACUUCGUGAGGACUGUCCAAAGUGUCUAUUCAGCUUCACGGGAAAGAACGCUAAAUGAAGCAUAUAAUGGUAUAGAGAGUAUGAUUUAUGCCUUAGGAAUUGAUGGUGGUGAUUCAAUAGCUCGUCCAGCUUUGAACCUCUAUACAAUAGCAGUUGAGAGGAAUUUCACAAGGGGGCGUAGGAAAGAGCAAGUUGAGGCUGCUUGUGUUUACAUUAUAUGUAGGGAAAGCAACAAGCCAUUCCUACUCAUUGACUUUUCUGAGUACUUGAGGAUAAAUGUGUAUAUUUUAGGUGCUGUGUUCUUACAGCUUUGCAAAUUUCUAAGCCUUGAAAAUCGCCCGUUUGUUCAAAAACCUGUGGAUCCUAGCCUUUUCAUUCAUCGAUUCACUGAUCGUUUAUUUGGGGGAAGGAAGCCAAAUAUUUCUAGAACUGCACUUCACAUUGUGGCCAGCAUGAAGCGUGAUUGGAUGCAGACAGGGAGAAAGCCAAGUGGGGUAUGUGGAGCUGCACUGUACAUUGCUGCUCUUUCACAUGGACUGAGUUGUUCCAAAUCAGAAAUUAUCAAAGUCGUACACAUUUGUGAAGCAACAUUGACCAAGCGUUUGAUUGAAUUUGAAAACACAGAAUCUGGGAGCUUAACGAUUGAAGAGUUCAAUACAAGAGCUGAGGAGCUUGAGAAAGAAGAGAAGCUGGCCCCGCAACUUUCUUUGGGGUCAAAAGGAUCUGGGAUCAUGGAAGUGCUAUGUGAACACAAGGGAAGUGUGGAGCUGCCCUUUGCCCAUGGUCUUUGUGAAAGCUGUUACAGUGAUUUUGUAAAACUUUCAGGUGGGCUUGAUGGAGGAUCUGAACCUCCAGCCUUUCAACGCGCUGAGAGGGAAAGAUUAGUGGCAAAAGAAGCUGCUGAGGAUCCAAAUAUUUCCAUGUCCAAUCAGGUGGAGAACAAUGGUGCUGAGUAUUUGGAGCCUGAAAGGGAAGGGAAUACUCAGAGUGUGACCGGGAGUAAAAAUGUGCAGAUAUCAGGUUCUGAUCAAAUAGGGGCAAUCUCAGGGGCUAAAACUGUGCAUAAUGCAACUCUUGAUCCAUUACAUGGCACGGAUUGUAUGGGUCCUGAUGAUCAUGAUGAAUCAGGGAACUUUUUCGAUAUCGAUGAUGUAGAGGUUGACGGUUAUCUUUUCAAUGAGGAGGAGAAGCGCUACGUGAAGAUAAUUUGGGAAAAACUGAACCCGGAAUAUGAGGAACAAGCAGCUAAGGAAGCAGCUGCAUUAGCUGGAAAGAAGGCUGAUGAGUCCAUUUUAGCGAACUGUUUGGAGGAUGUGCAAGCUGCACUGAAGCUUUCUGCUGCUGCUAAUAAUAAUGUUGCAAAAUCAAGAAAGGAAAAACGACAGAAAAGGGCUGCAGAACUGAAAAAUUCUGGUCCUGCUCAAACCCCUGCAGAAGGAACGAAGCAAAUGUUAACUAGAAAGAGGCUGAGCUCUAAAAUCAACUUUGAUGUGCUAGAAAAGCUUUUUGACGAUUCUGCAAUUCGAGAGAGCAAAAUUGAUCCCGAAGUAGACGAGACGUAUGAAGAACCAUAUGCGUUACGACGAGGAUGUUGGAGGAUAUGACUAUGCAGAUGCGGAGCUAGCAUACGCCUUACGGGUUCGACCGAAUCUAGUAGCUUUGGUCAGAAUUAUGUAUUUGUCUUAAGAAAUUCAUUGAAUACCUACAAAUUAUUAAUUUAGAACCCAAUAACUUAAACGGACUACAAUGGUGAACCCAUAAGCUUCAAAUUCUGGUUCCGCCGUUGUUACUAUGAUCAACACUAUGAUUAUGGUGUAUGAUUAAUUUAAUGUUUUCCCCUUACAAAAAGAGGACAUGAGAAGUCAGGUAACACAUUUUCCUUCACUUGUAUAUUAGGAAUUGUUGGUCCUGGUAGCCAAUUGAAUGUCAAAGUUAUUAUGUUUUAAUUA